Carlito syrichta (Philippine tarsier) is the source of this 618-nucleotide messenger RNA. RefSeq names its product granulysin (gene GNLY). Gene Ontology annotation, biological process: killing of cells of another organism; defense response to bacterium; antimicrobial humoral immune response mediated by antimicrobial peptide. The record is from RefSeq and is a predicted model, not a curated record. Lineage: Eukaryota; Metazoa; Chordata; Mammalia; Primates; Tarsiidae. Gene Ontology annotation, cellular component: cytolytic granule.
AUGGCUACCUGGGCUCUCCUGCUCCUUGCCUCCGUGCUCCUGGGCAACUCAGGUCUGGCUUUCUCUGGCCUGUCCCCUGAGUACUAUGACCCGAUGACAGCCCACCUGUGGGAUGGAGAGCAGUCUUACCGGGGCCUGGCCCAGGAGGGCCCCCAGGGCUACCUGCAGACCAAAACACAGAAGCUGAGCCUGAGCUGCAUGUCCUGUCGGAAGAUAAUCCAGGUGCUGGAGGACAAAGUGGGAAACAAUCCCACGCAGCCGUCCCCACUCACCCCCUGCAGCUGGAGCCCCAGCCGGGUCCUGGACCCAGGCAGCUGCACUGGCAGAGCCUUUAAUGUGGGUCUGGCAGCCACAGGCGCCAUGGUCUACACAGAAGGCGAGAGAGCUGCUGGGCCUACUCACCCGGUUCCCACGUCCUCCAUGGUACCCCCGCUGCAGGAAACCAUUGACCAGGCUGCGACCCAGGUGUGCAGGAAGCUGAAGUUUCUGAGCGGUCUCUGCAAAAAGAUCAUGAGGCUAUACCUUCCUCGAAUUGCCCAGGGCAUCAUGGAUGGAAAGACCGCCAGGGAGGUCUGUGUGGACCUCAGGAUGUGCAAAGGUUCUGCGGGUUUCGUCUGA